This is a messenger RNA of Cylas formicarius (sweet potato weevil), 7346 nucleotides long. Its product is annotated as netrin receptor UNC5C. Gene Ontology annotation, molecular function: protein binding; netrin receptor activity. Gene Ontology annotation, biological process: netrin-activated signaling pathway; motor neuron axon guidance. NCBI's taxonomy places the organism in Eukaryota, Metazoa, Arthropoda, Insecta, Coleoptera, Brentidae. The record is from RefSeq and is a predicted model, not a curated record. The transcript is spliced from 11 exons. Gene Ontology annotation, cellular component: membrane. The coding region runs from base 451 to 3420 and encodes 989 amino acids.
GUCAACGGGAAAGCUUUUCAGUUCGCGCUCGUAUCUCCGACGGAGAACUUGUGUCGUCCGACGUCACGGACUUCGUUUAACGUGGCCUCCUACGAAUUAAAGAAAAGAACAUUUCAUCCGCGUCCGCCGCGGCCUCUUUUUUUUACCCUUCGCGAAUUUUCGCUCGCGUUUGUGUUUUUUUCGGAGUGCUCUGGUUGGUUCAUAUUGAGUUUUUGGUUUGGUUUUCAAUUUUGCGGCAGCUCUUUGGAUUAAGUCUAAGGCCACGCGCUCGGAACCAUUCCGAUUGCCACAACCGCACGGGUGUGAAUGCUUUGGGAAGGAACACCUUGACACUUUGAGUGGCAAACGACGUCUCAGACUAUGUGACGGGCAGGCCCGAGACGAAAGUGAAAACUGUUAGUGAUGCUUAGAGGACUCCCCAGAGAGUAGCUGUCUGGGACACCCACGGCAAUGGCGCAAUGCUCUCCCCUUGGACUGUCACUUCCGGCGUUAAUAACGGUGGUGGUGCUGUUGGGGGUGGCCCGUGGCAAUCAAGACGGCGCCCUUCUGGAAGAUGCAGUGUCGACCGUCAAACCCACAUCCGAGCAGGACGAGUCGCUACUCCUCAACACUGACUUUCCGAUUUUCCUCACCGAACCUCAAAACGCUUACGUGGUGAAAAACCGUGCUGCCACACUCCAGUGUAAAGCUGCGCACGCGCUCCAAGUAUAUUUCAAGUGUAACGGCGUGAGGAAUGUGGCGGGCGAGGAGUUCCAAUUUGUCGAUCCGCAAACCGGGAUCAGGAUAAUGGAGGGUGAACUGAACGUUACCAGAGACAUGGUCGAAGAGUUUUUCGGCAAGGAGAAGUUCAAGUGUGAGUGUCACGCAUGGAGCGGCAAGGGGAGCAUCAAAAGUAUGGCCGCCACAGUCGAAGUUGCAUAUCUUAAGAAGCAAUUCGAGGUGACGCCUCCGGAAGUGCUGCGCGUGGAGAUGGGCCAGCACACGGAACUAAAGUGCGUGCCGCCUCAGGGCAUGCCACCUCCCAGAGUGUACUGGCUGAGGGGCGGGCAAGUUUUGCAGUCCGAUACCUCUGUCCUCGUAACCAGCGAGGGCCAACUUUUGAUAGGUCAGGCGAGGUCUCAGGAUACUGGGAAUUACACUUGCGUGGCGGAGAACAUCGCCGCCAAACGAAUGGCACCUACAUCUCAAAUCGUCGUGUACGUCAAUGGCGGUUGGUCACCUUGGUCCCCUUGGACGGAGUGUCGUUGUCCAGGCGACGUAUUGGCGACGGGGAAGAUGUGCACCAGGACGUGCAAUAACCCCGCGCCUAGCAACGGAGGUCUUCCUUGUCAAGGUUCGAGCGUCAAACGUACCAAGGACUGCAUCCCGUGUCCCCAAGAAGAAUUGGUGUUGGAUACCGCUUACGACUACGACAGUAUUGACUACGUCUACGUGGAACCAGCGCGUUGGUCCGCGUGGUCCGAUUGGUCCGAAUGCAAUGAGGACUGCACCAAAACGAGGAAGAGACAAUGCAUACCGGGAACCGGAAACGGAAGAAAGUCCUGCAGCGGAAAGGAAGUGCAGACGAAUCCGUGUUCGUCAGACCGUUGCAGGUCGAUGGAGCUGACCAGAGUCCGCGAAGCGAACAUUCAGAGUACCCAGAACGACAUACUGCUCUACAUAGGCCUCACCGUUGCUAUAUUCUUGGUCUGCUUGUUGUCAUUCUUCGUCGUCAGACUAUAUAGGAAGAAAGGUCAGCACCAAAGCUUGUACAGCAUGACCACAAACGACUACCACCCAGAAUUUUUUCCCGAACAGGACAAGAAGUCCUUGAGUUUGCAACCAGACUUGACGCAGACGGUACCCGCCUGUUACGAGUACCCUUACACCACCCCCGCCACGUCGAUAACCAAAUCGGCGUCGGAACAUCAUUAUGACGUUCCCCAUUUGGCUUCCGCUUCGGAUAUCCAAAUGUCACCCGCGACAAGCUCGACUCUGGAAUCGUCUAGCGGGAAACGGAGUCAAUUGAGCGGGUGCACCAAUCACUCGGAUUCUACGUACGAGGUAGCGACCGAUUCCGUAACUCUGCCGCUGUCCGCUUUGCCGGCCGCUUACGCGGUGACACCUACGACCAGCGGCAACUAUACCAGCGCAGCCGUGACUCACGCGGGCGCCUUCCUCAACCUCCCCGAGUCCGGAGUCAACCUCUUGGUCCCGGAAGGAGCGGUUUCCAGGAGUCGCAAACAAGAACUCUUCCUGUCGAUACUCAACGAGGACUGCUUCAGGCCUAAACUGGCCGAGCACCUGACUCAACUGAGUCCGGUGGUCUCGUGCGGCCCCAACGUCUCCCUUAACAAGGCGGUCAUCUUGAAACUACCCCACUGCGCGGAACUAACGAAGAACAACUGGUCGAUCAGCGUCUUGCAGAGCGACUGCAGCGACUCCCAGUGGCAGAACGCGGUAACCCUCGGCCAGGAAACGAUCAACACGAUCGUGUUUUGCCAAUUGGACAACGACGCCGCUUAUUUGGUCACCGAUUGCCUGUCGCGUUUCGUCAUCGUGGGCAGAUCCGUGAACGGCAACGCCAUCAAGAGACUGAAGCUGGCAGCGUUCGCGCCGAAACUCUGUUUCCAAACCACCGUCGAUUACUGUGUCAGGGUGUACAUCUUGGAAGACACCGACAGUUCCAUGGAAACCGUCUACGGGCAGGAAAGACGUCUGGGAGGGUACCUACUGGAUGAACCGAGAUCGAUGCUGUUUCAAGACGGUGGCAACAACCUUUGCAUGACGAUGGAAUCGGUAUGCGACGGUUGGAAAUCUAAACCGGGCUCAAACUACCAGGAGAUACCGUUCAUGCACGUGUGGCAAGCGAACAGCAACAGUCUCCAUUGCUCGUUCACCCUGGAAUCGUACGAGGUGAACCGGAAUCUGAGUUUUAAGCUGAAAGUGAACCAGAAAAACUUCGAGUACCACCAGGUGUUCGACAUCACGUGCAGAGACGACGUGUCCGAUUCCAAGACCAAGUUUAACCACAACGAACUAGUGCCAAAAAUAGCGUUGCAGCACGGUAGCGAGACGAGCCGAUCGAGCGAUUCGAAGAAGAGUGCCAAAAACUUGAUAGUGACAGAUAAGGGCGUGUCGACGUGCGACGACUUUACGUUUAGGUUAUGUAAGCAAAUUAGGAAGCAACUGUGCCACUGUCUCGACACUCCCGUACAAAGGGGCAACGACUGGAGAAUGUUGGCACACGCGUUAAACGUCGACCGGUAUAUAAACUUUUUCGCGACAAAACCCUCACCGACAGACUGUAUAUUGGACCUGUGGGAGUCUAGGAACAGGAACAGUAACGCCUUAACCGAACUUAAGCAGAUAUUUAGCGACAUGGAGAGGUACGACGCUGUGAAUAUUUUAGAAAAUUGUUUGGGACCCAACUGGUUGUAAAUCGUUAGAGACUGUAUUUCCCUUUGACUUUCACGAACGACGCCGAGUAUAACGAAACACACCGAAGCGGCCUAAAACAGGCACACGAGUACCGACAACGCAAUGAUUUACUUCUCGUUAACUGCCCAAGCUUACAAAUAGAUUAUAAUUGUGAAGCUAACCGAAGCGGUAAUACUAGUUUUACACUGACAAUAACUUCAUGAAGUGUAAGGGUUUAAUUCCUUGAUAAAUAUGGAGGUUAUGUUUUACUUUGUCAGUUGUUUUAAAACAGUUUUUAUUCAUAACAGUCCUUAGUUGGUUGAAAUGUUUAAGCCCCAGUCUAUUCCACAAAAUUCUAUAAGAAUUAGAAAAAUAUAUGCUGCCCUUGCUCUUAUUGUUGCUGGAAUUUUUUUUGUACCUAUGUAACAUCGAAAGAAGAUAAUUAAGAUAAAAAAAGAGGUUCAAUUUGGCCAAGAAGAGUUUACAAGUAGGGAUGAACAGUUUACAGUAGUUUUUGAGGAUAUCAAAUAAAUUACCGUACCGUGUGAAUGCUCAGAUCGAAAAAAUGAACAUAAAGUUUCGACGCGUGAGACUUCUAGGCAUAAGAUUUCUAGUCACAGGUGAAAAUACAUUAUACUGGGGGUCUCACACAAGGUGUUACCAAGAAAUUUGAAAUAGCAUAUUCUAUUUAUCUACUUGUAUUCUUAACAUGUAUUUAUGAUAAAGCCAAAUGCACUCUACUGGUAUAUGUAUUUAUAUAAUAUAUAUGUUACAGUUAAUGCGCAAACUUGAGUAGUUUGUAAACUAGCUGUGCAGUUUACAGUCUAACCAAACUGUUGGCUAUUUUAAUAGAAAACGCAUUUUCAUCCAACUUGGCUAAUUUAGUUGAAAUUAUUUAGAAAACUAUAUUACCUGGUUAGUUUAUAAACUAAUCGUUACAGUCUAGCUAAUAUAAAACCAUAAUUUAUAGUAAUACAAUAUAGCCGAACAUUAGGCUACUUUAGAAACUUACCAACCAUGGUUUAUGAUUUACAUACUAGCUGGAAUAGUUACCCACAAAAUGCUAACCUUUGUUUUAAAUUUGUUUAUUAUAUAAAAAUUUGUGUGUUUCUUAAAUUAUUGUAUAGCAGGUAGAAAGAUUGUUUAGAUAUAUGGCACAUCAACUAAGGCGCCAAACAAUUAAAAGUAUGAAGCUAGCACUAAUAAUAAUAAUAAUAAUAAUAAUUCGCUGUUACAGGUGUAUCCCAGAGCAAUGCUUUUAAUUUUUUUGUUCAUUCAAUGUUUUUUACACUGACGCCUUACAUAACCUUGUGAUGAACCUGAAACUAAUCAAAAGCACUACUAAUGCUUAUUUCUGUGUCUUUUUUGAAAUAAUCGGGAAACAAGAAAUUUUGCUUCCAAAAAUCAAUUCGUGAAAAUAUUUUUUCCCAAUUACUUCCCGACAAUCUUUUCUUAUCUUUUCUGUCCUUUGUUUGUUGUGUGUGUAAUGUGUAAUGUAAACAUAAAUCAUCUUCUUUGCACAUUGAGCAGCUCUGUAAGCUUGUACUGUUUUCUAUUUCUCCUAUUUUAUUUGGUCAUUAGAAGGACUAGUGCUGUUAAUAUAGGAAACUCCCAUUUGCAGUUUUUUCUUACCUUACUUUUUUCUUUUUUAACUGGCAUUUCUUACAUCCGUCAAUAAACAAUAUUACAAUUUAUUGAGAUAUAUUUGAACAUUUUUGAUUCAUUAGCUUUGUUGUAGCUUGUCUUUCACCGGGUCCAGUUGACUGAUGACAUUCUUUAAUAAUAUCAACCACAUCAUUCAUGCAAGCUGUUAUUUUGCCAGAAACUCGUUUUAAAUCAAAAUGCUUAUUCCAAUAAUAAUCAGAUUUUUGCAUAGUUGAUAGUCUAGUGACACGUAAGUUCAUUAAUCUUUCGACACCACUUUUGUAUAACUGCUGUCAUAAUGAAGUUUGGAAUGAUUUGCUUCUUUACAAUUCAGAUUUAAUAACGUAGCGUUAAAUGUUUCUUUGUGGUCCAUUUUAGUAUACUAAAAGUACGUUUAAAAUGUAAACAACACACCCUCAUAGUAUAAAAAAAAGAAAAGUACUAACAUAACCUAAAUUUAUUUCUCCAUUAGCCACAGAAUUGGUUGGAAAUGGUUUGGCUAUUUUGUAUUAUUAUAAAUUAUGGUUCUUAUGUUAGCUAGACUGCAACGGAUAGUUCAUAAAGUAACCAACUAAUACAGAUUUCUAGUAAAUUUAUAUUAAACAAACUCUUUAUUAGUUUAUAAAAUAGCCGAUAAUAGAGGUGAAAAAGCGUUUUCUAUUAAAAUAGUCAACAGCUUAGUUACCUUGUAAACUACACAGCUAGUUUACACACAAAUCAAGUUUACACGUUAGCCGCAACUUAUAUAAUACUUAGUACAAUCUAGGUAUAUUGUUGGAAUGUGCAUAAUGGUACGGAUCUUCUACAGGUGUUGUACUAAUCAAAACCUUAUUUAGAUGUUUUUAACAAAGUUUUGCCGAAAUAAAAGUUUUAGAUUUUCACUCACUAUUUGGAAUUGACUGACAUUUAAUUGGCAAUUUUAUCUCUGCUAGAUUGAGGUAUUUUGAAAAAUUGAAAAUAAUGAGUUUCUAUAAUUUAUUUAUUCUUGAAUAUAUUCAAUUCUUGCUAAAACUUACGUGGAUAAACUUUUCAUAUAGGAAAUGCUUGAUAGUCAUAUUUUAUUUGUAACAUUUGAAGCUAUUUUAAGUUUGUCGAAGUUUACUACUUUUUUGAAAUAAACAUCAAAACCUUCUUUGGAAGAAAAAUGUCUUUCAAAGCCGGACCGCGAACGUACACACGUCUUAUACAAAAUUGAAGUUACAACCAUCGACAAAUUAUAACCUAUUGGUUAGUUGCUAUGCCCUUUGAAUAUAGAUAAAGCAGAUCGGUUAUAUACUAUGGUUAUUUACUAGAAUUAUUUAUCCAAUUGAUUGUUAAUCAUAUAUAUUUUUUUAUUCAGCUUGAAGUUGUUUUGAGCGUCUUGUUUAGUAGUAGCUAAUAGCCGUGUUUUGAAAAUUUAUGGAAUUUGAAUCAUGAUAUAAUUUUAUUCGCUCCCAAAUGCAUUUCAUCUUGGAGGCUUUUCCACCCACGAUUUUUAACAUCACAUGAGACUUUUGUAAUGUAAUAAAAAAACUAAGUGCUAAAAAUCUACUCAAAGAAAUUUUCUUAGUAGAAUAUUUGGAAAAUAUUCCGAGUAUAUGAAUAGGUGGAAUAGAUUAUGUAUAAACUUUUUAGGGAUUUUUUCAGAAGUACUAUCAUUGCUGAUAAAAAAUAUUCGUUUCUUGUAUAUUAUGCGAAUAUACUUAGCGCGUUCUAAGACCUAUACACUGAAAAGUAUUUUAGCAGCAUAUGUGACGUAUACGUUAUAUGUUAUAUGGAAAUGUGAGACACCCGGUACACCUUUCGAAUAUCAGAGUCUCCUACUACCUAUUUGUAGCAAAAGUUGUAAUUAUGUUUUAUGUAAUUAUGUUUUUUGUAAUUAUGGUUUAUGGUAAAAAAAUGGUUACAUGCGUGGGAUUGACGUAAAAAGUUCGCUAAUUUAUUUGACUACUGUUUGAUAUCAAAGUGGUUCAUUGCACUUGUCAAAUUUGUUUGUUUGAACCAAUUUCAAGAAUUAAUUCAUGAAGAAAUUGUCACUGUAAGCCUAGUAUAAGUAAGGAGACGCUGUGCAAUCCAUUUAUUUAAUAACGAACUGUAUUUGUAUUAGAUGUAUAGUGGAGGGAACAAUCUUUCCUGCAUACCUAUAGUCACUUGUUAAGUAUAGGCACUAAACUGCGAACAUCUGCUUAAGGAAUGUACGAAGUUAUAAGCGGUACGAUAAAAAAAAGCAUUUAUAUACAUAUUAUACAUAUACACGUAGAGUUUUAUACAAAAAAAUCAAAAAUGUAGUUUUCUAGGUAUUUUAGAAAUGUUUUGUACAAAGC